GCAGUGGUUCUCCUUUGCGUCGCUGCGAAGGAUUUUCUGUUCGGAAACAGGCGAAACUACGGAGUCUAAGGACUAAGAGGGAAGCCGAAGGAUCCGGUAUUGGGUUUUUAGGAGCCUUACCCUUCCUCUAUUUCUAUGCCUUCUCCUCCCCGCCUGUGCAACGUGAUGGUAGGGUCCGAGACGGACUGAAUUUGGCGGUUCGUUCAGAGAGGGCGAGCGGCACCGAGUCGCUUUGGUGGGCCUGACGGGGAACUCAAGCAUGUGAGAAAUGGAUAACAAUCAUAUUCAAGUUUAUAAAGAUGAAAUCAGAUCUUUGGAGGAAGAAAUUAAGAUGCUGGCAGAAGAAUACGAAUGUAGUCAACAUGGUUCAAUGGCUUAUUCUGAUGGGGAGAUAAGGAUGGAUAUGAAGUCAUUUAAAGGAAACCUCCAGGAAGAUCUUAAGCACUAUGAAUCAUUUCCAGACUUGGAAGCUCAGCUUGAUUUAUUAGAAUCUGAUCUCGCUUUCAUAAUGAAACUUACAGGCAUUUGCUUCACAUAUUAUUCCAGACAACCUGUGGAGAAAAAUGGAAUUAAAAUUGCACAUAAGUAUAGGUUAUCGGGAAACUGUCAGUCAGUGUCCUUUCAGGUGGAAUUUCAACUUCUGGGAGGAAAUCAGAAUAGCAAAAAUUUUUCAGCCAUUGUUUCUGAUCUUAACAUUAUCAUAGAAUCUGAGGAACAUUCUGAUUUAAGCAGGCUUGUAUCCAGGGUUGAGGAGACUGGGAAUCUCUUGAUGUUCUUCAAAAGUCUCUCUUGUUUCUCCAAGUGGUGUGAACAUCGGAAAAGCACCUUCAACUAUUUCAAGAGCAAGUACCCUGAUGUUGUUGUACUUCCUGAAGGAAUGUCUGGAGAUUACAUGAUCUUAAGAAACACUCAGCUUCCUGGAUUUGAAUUAAUGAUUGUUUGGAAGAUACAUGUGGAGGAAGAAGGAAAAGUUAUACCAGCCUUGGACCUCCUGCACAAAAUACCAAUAUCCGUUGAAAAGGCCAACAAGUUUAUAUCAAAUGCUCCAUACUGCUUUCGAAGCCUACUGCAUGUGCUUGGGAUAGAGGCCUCCAUCGAAACACUGAUCACCUCAAUUUGCAAAGGAAAAUAAGCACCAGUACAUAAGUUAUGAAUCUGUUAUUUUAUUGCAUAUAAACAUUAAGUUAUUUUCCAUUUAGAAACCAUACCCAUAAAACAUGCUAUCUGUACAAUUAUGGCACAAGUAUGGCACAUAUAAUUUUAUAUAUAUAUAUAUAAAAUUAUAUAUUGUCAGACAAAUAAAUAUAGCCAUUUAAAUACAAAAUGCUAAAUAAUAAGAGACAAGUUGAAUGAAUUUCAAAAAUUAACCUUCUGAAUUAAAGUGGUUUUCCCCUUUCUGUAGCAUUUUGUAAAAGUUCUUCAGAUUAACCAGAUAAAUUCAAGUCUAUAAAAAGUGGCAGUUUUAAUUCACAGCUAUAUAUGCAACAGUGAUGUUUAGUCAAUGAUGCUGAAAGGUUUAAUGAAAUAAAGUGUAUGAUACAAAAAAAUUCAAAAAGUAGCAAAAUUACUACUUCCAUAAUGAAGGAUUGAAAGCAAAACCAGAUUUCUCACACCUCUCCCAUAGAAAGAAUUGUGGUACUUUAUGACAGAUUAAA
Pogona vitticeps (central bearded dragon) is the source of this 1655-nucleotide messenger RNA. It is a transcript of the gene CENPP, whose product is annotated as centromere protein P. Gene Ontology annotation, biological process: CENP-A containing chromatin assembly. NCBI's taxonomy places the organism in Eukaryota, Metazoa, Chordata, Lepidosauria, Squamata, Agamidae. The record is from RefSeq and is a predicted model, not a curated record. Gene Ontology annotation, cellular component: chromosome, centromeric region; nucleus.